Dalotia coriaria is the source of this 2095-nucleotide messenger RNA. It is a transcript of the gene Pex5, whose product is annotated as peroxin 5. NCBI's taxonomy places the organism in Eukaryota, Metazoa, Arthropoda, Insecta, Coleoptera, Staphylinidae. Gene Ontology annotation, molecular function: protein binding. The record is from RefSeq and is a predicted model, not a curated record. Gene Ontology annotation, cellular component: peroxisomal membrane; cytosol. The transcript is spliced from 8 exons. Gene Ontology annotation, biological process: protein import into peroxisome matrix, docking. The coding region runs from base 1 to 1743 and encodes 580 amino acids.
AUGGCAUUCAGACCACUCACCGAUGCCAACUGCGGCGCUCCCAAUCCGCUCGUACAACUCACUAGCCAUUUAACCCGGGAUCAUGCACAUCAGGAGCAGCAUGGGCAGGCUUUUCCAGGCAGCUCAGAUCAACUUGUGGAACAGUUCCUCCAGGAAACCAGGGCUGUUCCACAGACAUUUCACAUGAAUGAUCUAAUGCGUGAGAUUCACGAUAUGGAAUCGCAACGUGCCAACUUACCGCCAGUGCCUUCCGCGAGUGUGAAAGAACACCUCAAUGAUGACAUGUGGGCCCUUCAAUACAUCCAGGACGGGAUGCACUUCAACGUGCAGCAACAGGACCACGAUGCGAUCUGGGCAGAGAUCUCCGCUCACGACCAAACACCGCAUCAACUCAACGCUGAGCAUAAUAUGUGGGCUGAAGAACUGGCGCACGGACAGGAAGUCGCCCAAGUCCAGCAGACAACUAAAGAGCUGCUGGACAGCAUGGACGACCCGCAGUUUCAAUAUUCCAAGUUCAUGAAAUUUAUGAAGUCUGUAGGUGACGGCGGCGGUGCCAUUGAAGCGGGAGACACGACGGGCACCUGGGCGGAUGAGUAUGUUCAAGGACUCGCGACUGAAGAUAGUAGUGGUUUGGCACAGGCAUGGGCUGAGGAACAUACGGCCGGACCAUCUUCAACUACAGAUGAUAACCUUUUUAAUUCAAAAUUCUGGGAUCGCUUGCAAAACGAAUGGAAAAAGAUGUCCGAACAAGAGGAUCACACCGACCAUCCAUGGCUAUCCGAUUUCAACGAUUAUUACGAUACGUACAAAGAGUACAAUUUCUCCGAAGAUAAUCCAAUGUUUGAUGUUCUGGACCCGCUUGCUCGAGGCAAGGAAAUGCUUGCGAAAGGAGAUCUUCCCAGUGCUGUUCUGUGUUUCGAAGCGGCCGUGAAAAAAGAGCCGGAAAACGCGGAAGCUUGGCAACUCUUGGGUGUUUCUCAAGCUGAAAAUGAACAGGAUCCAAACGCAAUUUGUGCCUUAAAACGAUGCAUCGAACUCCAGCCGGACAAUUUGAAAGCGCUGAUGGCCCUCGCGGUGAGCUACACCAAUGAGAACUACCCUCGACAGGCGUGCACGGCGUUGGUGAAUUGGAUGCGUCAGAAUCCCGAAUACGCGAGCCUCGUCCCGCCGGGAUUCGAAUUAUCUGGGCAAGUUUCAAGCCUUAUCGGGCCUGAUCAACUCAAAGAAGUUGAGGGUAUCUACAUUCGUGCGGCUCAAAAGCGACCACAGAAUGUUGACUAUGAAGUGCAGUGCGGAUUGGGCGUGCUUUUCAACAUUUCCAAUGAAUAUGAUAAAGCUGUCGACUGUUUUCGUGCCGCGCUCAACGUCCAACCUGAAGAUGCUCGACUUUGGAAUCGACUCGGAGCAACAUUAGCAAACGCGUCACGUUCCGAAGAAGCCGUCGACGCGUAUCAUCGUGCAUUAAACAUCGAACCCGGUUUUAUUCGGGCGAGAUACAACGUUGGCAUCACUUGCAUCAAUUUAAGUGCCUACAAAGAAGCCGCUGAGCACUUCCUGAUGGCAUUGAACGUGCAGUCGCGCGGCAAGGACCUCACCAAUUCGCCCGGUCAAUCGCAAAUGUCCGAAAGCAUCUGGUCGACACUGCGCAUGUGCAUAUCACUCAUGAACCGCACCGACUUGCGUCCGGCGGUGGACGCGCGCGAUCUGGACACGCUCAACCGUGCGUUCGAUAUUCACGAUUGAGCGUGGUGCCAAGUCGGAGAGGGUACAAUGCAUUUAGAUUUCUAAGAUUUUUUACAAUGAGAGCGCGAAAAAUUACUAACUAACCUAAACUAACAACUAACUAAAUGAUAUAAAUUGAUAACUGUGAAGAUUACAAUUGUUUCAAACAAAUUUACAUAGUAUACUGGGUGGGCAUACUGUGAAAGCAGUGAAGAAAGAUGAAAAAUAUUGAGAGUGUGGAGAGAUGUUUUAAAUAAUUGUUAAAUCCGAAAUGAUAAAGAGAUGUUAUUACCUAUCGAUUUUUUUUGGUGAUUUUGUUAUGUUAAAUUUGUUUUCUAAGAUGAAUAUAAAAAUAAAAGAAUGGUGAUAAUUA